AUGGAGCGUUUCUAUACGAACACGUUGGCCAAUGCGAAGCAAUUUAUGACUGAUUAUGACAGUGAGCAGCACAGCGGACAACUAGAGGGAUGGAAACAGCGAGUUGAUGGACUUUUCCAGAAGUUCGAAGCAAAUCGUCUAGCUAUCGAACUGUUAGAAGAAGAUCAGGAUGACGAAGAGAUGGGUGAGGAUGUAAAAGGGGUUGAUGACGACGCGAAGAGCGUCGCCGACGAAAAGCACCGUGUUAUCCAUCAGCGGUUCGAGCUCGAUUACGUUUUGGUUUCCAGUUUCAUUGCUAACGAGAUUCGGAAACUCGCGCUUGCUACCCCUUCUAACCCGCCUCCACAAGUUGCUGGACAAUCGCGCGUCAAGCUACCCGAAGUUAAACUCCCUACGUUUGAUGGCACUAUUUCGGAGUGGAUCACUUUUCGCGAUUCAUUCAAAUCCCUCAUCGAUUCUAACCAACAGCUCACCCCGUUUGACAAAUUCUCGUAUCUCGUAGCCUCUCUAACAAAAGAUGCAAAAAAGGUCGUUGAAUCGAUCGAACUUUCGGCUGCCAACUACCCGGUCGCUUGGCAGCUGUUGGAGAAGAGGUUUGAGAAUAAGAAACUGAUUCUCAAAACUUAUCUCGAUGCCCUUUUCGCUAUUGACCCCAUGAAAAGGGAAAGCUACGAGUCUCUGAUGCGGUUGGUCGACGAUUUUGAGCGGAAUUUGAGCAUGAUCGACAAGAUGGGAGUUCCAACGGGCGGUUGGAGUGUCCUCCUGGCUCACAUGCUCUGCAGUCGUCUCGAUCCGUCUACGCUGAAGCAAUGGGAGUCACACUACCGGUCAACGGACGUUCCAGAGUACAAGGACAUCAUUGCCUUUCUUCAAGGUCAUUUGUCAGUUUUGCAGUCGCUACCACCGUCCAAGUCACAUUCAUCGGAGUCCAACAAAGCAGAGCAACAGCGUCCAUCGAAGUCGAAGAUCAACACCGUUCACGCCGUGACCAGUCCAGCGACCAGCUCUUGUCCAUUUUGCUCGAAAUCUUCGCACUCUCCAUUCAAAUGCGAUCUGGUUCCACCGGAAAAUCCACCCGCCUCGCCGAAUCAGUCUGCGUCGCAAUCGCAGCCAACGUCGUCGUCUUCGUUAGAAAAUCCAAAGCCAUCGUCAUCUGGUACCAGUCUCGUAUCCACCACCGUCGUCGAUGCCCCAAGAAGCGCUCCUGCCACCGUGCUGCUGCAAACAGCAAUCGUCAAGGUGUUUUCAACGAAUGGCCACAUCCAGUGGGCCAGAGCCUUGUUGGAUCCAGCGUCGCAGUUGAACCUCAUCACCGAGAGUCUCGUUCAAAGGUCGAAGCUACAUCGCUAUCAGUGUCACCAGGAAAUUGGAGGCGUAGGCAACUCCGCAAUCGUGUCAUCUCAUGCCGUUCUCGUCCAGAUUGGAUCUCACUGCACGGACUUUUCCGUUGAACAACGUUGUCACAUCCUGAAGAAGAUUACCAGAGACCUUCCCAGUAGGUCGCUUGAUGCUUCAGCCUGGACACUACCAUCGAAUAUAAUCCUCGCAGAUCCUAAGUUCCAUGAGCCGGGUCCCAUUGAUCUACUACUCGGUAUGGAAUUGUAUUACGAUUUGCUACUCGAAGGAUUCACCAAGUUGGGUCCUGAGAAGCCGAUUCUACAGAACACUGUUUUUGGUUGGGUUGCCUCGGGUAAGAUCGGUUCCAGUCUACCUGAUCGAACUCCAAAGGUUGCCCAUGUAUGCAGCAAGCAACCACUCGAUGAGUUAAUCUCACGUUUUUGGGAAAUCGAGUCCUGCUGGUCUCCCAGUACGCAGUCUAUAGAGGAAGCUGCUUGUGAGGACCAUUUCGCUGCUCACACUUUUCGAGAUGACUCGGGUCGGUUUGUGGUGACGCUUCCAAAGCAGCCGUCCGUUUUAGCCCAACUCGGCAGCUCAAAGGAGAUUGCCACCAAAAGAUUUCUCGCUCUCGAACGUCGCCUCGACGAUAAUCCCAAACUGAAGGAAGCUUACGACGCCUUCAUCGAUGAAUACCACCAGCUGGGCCACAUGAGGGAAGUAGACUGCUCUGGAACUUCUUCGUCUGCAGCACUGUCGUACUACUUACCUCACCACGGAGUCGAAAAAACUGACAGCACAACCACAAAACUGCGGGUCGUUUUUGACGCCUCAUGUCGGACCGACAGCGGGGUCUCCUUGAAUCAGGCGCUGAUGGUGGGUGCUGUGGUUCAGGACGACCUCUUCGCCAUCCAUCUUCGGUUUCGCAUGCACAGGAUCGCCAUUAUUGCAGACAUAGAAAAGAUGUAUCGUCAGAUACGCAUCCAUCCGUCGGACUAUCAACUACAGCGCAUACUGUGGCGUAGUUCGUCAUCUGAACCGUUGCGCACUUUUGAGCUAGCGACGGUGACUUACGGUACAGCAUCUGCUCCCUUUUUGGCCACCAGAUGCCUGAAAGAGCUGUCCAUACAAGGUGCUGACACUUUUCCACACGCAUCGCUAGUUUUGGGCAAGGAUUUUUACGUGGACGAUAUGCUUACCGGGGUCGACAACGAAGACGACGGAGCAGAACUUAGCAGUCAACUCCAGGAACUACUACAGUCAGCUGGGUUUAGUCUACGAAAGUGGGCGUCCAACUCCCCAGCUGUUCUCUCGAACAUUCCGGCCGAAAAUCGUGACGAACGGUCGGUGUUUGCUUUAGAUUCGCUCUCGUCUCCGAUUAAGACCCUCGGAAUUCAGUGGAACCCCUCCAGCGACACGUACAGCUACGCUGUUCCAGAAUGGUCCAAAGAAGCUGUCAUUACUCGUCGCGUCGUUGCAUCCGACACUGCCAAACUAUUCCUGCCUCUCGGACUGCUAGGUCCCGUCGUUGUACUUGCCAAGAUAUUCAUUCAAUCUCUGUGGCAGACUACCGUGUCCUGGGACGAGCCUCUGACUCUAGAGCAACAUCAAUAUUGGUCCGAGUUUCGUGACAGCUUAGAGGACAUCACAUCGAUUUCCAUUCCUCGAUGGGCAGCAUUUGCUCAUAAUCCUGUUGUGGUAGAGUUGCAUGGGUUCUGCGAUGCUUCAGAGAAGGCAUACGGGGCCUGCCUCUACAUUCGAACGGUGUCAAGUGAUGGCACCAUUUCCGCCAGACUACUCGCCGCCAAAUCGAAGGUGGCGCCCACAGGAAAAUCGAAAAAGCAGUCCACGCUCACCCUACCCAGAUUGGUACUUUCAUCAGCGUUACUUCUAGCUCAUUUGUACCACAAGGUCACCGAAAGCGUCGAAUUGAAAACGAAGUCGUUCUUUUGGACGAAUUCCAUGAUUGCUCUCUGUCAGAUUCGCUCGCCACCAGCUCGUUGGAAAACCUUUGUAGCGAAUCGCGUUUCAGAGAUCCAGCGCCUAACGGUUGGUGGAACUUGGGCUCAUGUACCCGGUGCUGAAAACCCCGCGGACAUUAUCUCGCGUGGUAUGAGCCCCGCGCAAUUGAAAGAUACGCCAGCCUGGUGGAACGGAUGCCAGUGGCUAAGCCAACCGUCUCGUUUCUGGCCUCCCAUCAACCGUCCAAUCCCCGAGGAUCUACCUUCUACCGAGCUGGAGGAACGCUCGGUCUCAUUGCCAGUGCAAGCCACACAAUCCAGCGAAAUAUUCGAGUGUCGCUCAUCGUUCUCCAGUCUAGUUCGGGUAGUUGCCUUUCUACACCGAUUCCGACACAAUGCUUCGCCUCGAAAUCGAACUGCUCGAAAGGUUGGGCCUCUCAGCACCUUGGAGCUGAACAAUGCUACCAAGACGCUCGUAAAGCUUGCUCAACACGAAGCCUUUGGAGCAGACAUUCUCGCCAUCACAUCAAAAGGACAAGUCAGCUCCCAUUCUGCCUUGAAAAACCUCGCUCCCAUCCUAGUUGGUGGGAUUCUUCGUGUUGGUGGUCGUUUACGUCACGCAGCUGUUUCCGAGGACAGGAAACAUCCCAUGAUUCUGCCAGCUCGUCAUACACUCACAGAACGCAUUCUGGUUCACUACCACCUGAAAAAUCUUCACGCCGGAUCACAACUACUGGUUGCCUGCGCACGGGAGAAAUACUGGCCUCUUCGAAUCAGGAACUUGGCUCGGAAGGUUGUACACUCCUGCGUGAAUUGCUUCCGCUGCAAACCCACCAAUCUCGAACAGCUAAUGGGGGACUUGCCUCCUGAGAGAGUGACACCAACUCUACCGUUUUUGAAUACUGGUGUAGAUCUGUGUGGACCCUUCCAGUUUCGGAAGCUGCCUAGAGCCCCUCCUGUGAAAUGCUACGUGGCUAUUUUCGUUUGCCUUGUCACAAAGGCUGCCCACGUAGAACUUGUGUACGACCUCAGUACAGCCGCAUUUCUGGCGGCGUUGCAACGUUUCGUCGCUCGCAGAGGGCGACCAAGGCUUAUCCAGUGCGACAACGCCACAAAUUUCAAGGGAGCAGCAAAGGAACUCGCACAGCUACGCAAGCAGUUCUAUGAUCAGCAACAUCAGGCAGAAGUAAUCAGCACGUGCGCAGAUGAUGGCACCGAAUUCAGGUUCAUUCCGCCCCGCAGUCCCAAUUUUGGGGGAUUGUGGGAGGCGGCGGUGAAAUCGUUUAAGAGGCAUCUCCGGGCCACUAUUGGAAAUUCGGUGCUUUCUCAGGACGAGUUUGUGACCCUACUAUCUCGCAUCGAGGCUUGCUUGAAUUCUAGGCCAUUGACUGCGCUCUCGGCCGACCCUAAUGACCUGGAAGUCUUAACUCCGGGACAUUUUCUCGUUCAUCGGCCUCUCACCGCGUUUCCUGAGCCUAACCUGUCCGAAGUACCGAGGAACCGCCUCGACCGGUGGCAGACGAAUCAGGAACUACUCCGACGCGUUUGGAAGCGUUGGACCAUCGACUACCUGUCAGGCCUCCAUCCACGUACUAAGUGGACUCAACAGCGCAACAACAUUGAGAUCGGCACUUUGGUGUUGGUCAAGGAAGACAACCUCCCACCAUUGAAAUGGAGGUACGGCCGUAUCAUCCGAGUCUGCCGCGGCACGGACAACAACAUCCGUGUAGUCGUCGUGCGGACUGCCGAUGGCGAGUAUACCCGAUUAAUCUCGAAGAUAUGCGUUCUACCUGUACGCCAGCCUGCAUUGAACGAUGCCGGCUCAAUCAACCCAAACUCAGAGGACUGA
Aedes albopictus (Asian tiger mosquito) is the source of this 5145-nucleotide messenger RNA. RefSeq lists its product as uncharacterized. Gene Ontology annotation, biological process: DNA integration. The transcript is spliced from 2 exons. The record is from RefSeq and is a predicted model, not a curated record. Bases 1 to 5145 code for a protein of 1714 amino acids. NCBI's taxonomy places the organism in Eukaryota, Metazoa, Arthropoda, Insecta, Diptera, Culicidae. Gene Ontology annotation, molecular function: nucleic acid binding.